UGAAGCGCGCCAACCUCCGCAUCAAUUCAGGCCAGCGGCCAGCCUGACAAUUGGCAACGUGAAGGCUGACACAGACAGCAGCAGGGACCAGGAGCGGCUGUGCAUUGAUCCAGCUGAUAGGUCUAGCUUGAUUUCACUUUGCCAAUACCUGGCGGCCUCAGGAUUUAUGUAUCGUAGGCGUGCAUUACGGAGAUUCCAAUUUGUCUUUAGCGGGUUGUGUCAGGAGCUGUCUGGCGGCGGACAAUUGUACGCUAGGAAAGGGGCGUCAUGAACGCGCCAUGGUGGGAUGCACUGAGGAGACAUUGGGCAGAGAAGGUGCUGGAGCUCCGCAGCAACUUGCACAGUGGUGGCCCCCUCUCCCCCGUCACAGAGAGGGCCUCCAGUCUUGACAUUCCGCCCGCUCUCGUCCACUCCGAAACCAUGCCGCCGCUAGCGUCAGUCACAUUCACCCCCCCGAGAGAGCCAGAGCGGGCGGCAGCAGAAGCCCCCAGUAAGAAGUAUGCGGUGAAGACGGGGGACUGCUUGUACGGCAUCAGCCGCGAGUUUGGCGUGGACGUCAAGACGCUCCUGGCCUCAAACCCGCACCUGUCCAACCCCGACAGCCUGCCCCUUGGCCUCACGCUCUGCGUGCCCCUCCACUUCACCCCUGGAGUCCCCAACUCCAGCAAGCUCGCGCGCAUCUCCCUCCCUAGCCCCACGCCCCUCCCGCGCCCCGCCCGCCCACAGAUCAACUCCGCCAAGGUGUUGCCGCAGAGUGCCCAGCAGGCAGGGGCCGCUCGAGCGCUGCAGAUGCGCGUGGCGGCGGUUGCGUUUGCAGUGUGCGGGAAGCUGUUGCUGGGCAGCGGCAGCGUAGGGGUGCACAAAUACAAGGUGGCAAGGGGGGACACGCUCGCCAAGAUUGCGGCGCGGCACAAGACCAGCGUGGCAGCCAUCAAGCAGGCCAACAAGCUCAAGAACGACGUCAUCAUCCCCGGCAGGACGCUGACGAUUCCGUCCUCCGCCCCACGGGCGACUCUCCAAAAGGCGUCGUUGGCGGAGCGCGAGGCGGCCAUGUACGGGCUGCGGCAGCAGAGCAAGGAAAUUUUGGCGCCCAUCUCGCCCAACCCGGUGUUCCAGAAGCACGCGCCGCAGCGCCGCGUCGUGGUCCGCCCGGGGGACACGCUCUCCGAGAUCGCCAAGACGCACAGAAUGAGCGUCCAGGAGCUGAUGCGGCUGAACAACCUCAAGGGCUUCGGCAUCUGCGCGGGCGACAUCCUGGCGCUCAGUCCAGCUCCGCGCAUGCCCAUUGAGUCGAUCCGGAAGGGCCCCCGCCGCUCGCGGAUGUACCUCUUCUCGCGAGGCUGGGACGUGUGCACGGCGCAGAGGAAGCCUGGCGUGGGAGGCGGCAUCGUCAAGCAAGCCCGCUGGAAGCAGCGCAAGACCAAGCCCUUCAACGACUGCUGGCGCUUCAACUGCCCCCUACAGAGCGGGUUCAUCUCGAGCCCGUACGGUCCGCGCAAGCUGGCGGGCCAGCGGCGGAGCAUCCACUACGGGGUGGACAUCGCGGCCGACACGGGCACGCCCAUCCUGGCCGCGGACCGGGGCGUCAUCGCCAAGGUCGCGCGCCACUUCUGGGACACCGACGGGUACGGCAACUACGUGGACAUCAUGCACUCGGGCAACUUCCUGACGCGGUACGCGCACUGCCAGUCGCUGCUUGUGCGUGAGGGCCAGCGAGUUUCGAGGGGCCAGGAGAUCGCCACAGUGGGAGCCACCGGGAAUGCUCAAGGACCACACCUCCAUUUUGAAGUGCGCAAGGAGGGCAAGACGGUGAACCCCGCGCACUACACCCGCCUGUGCUGACCUCCACCACCCGGUGCCCCGUCCGCCCAUUCUUUUCGGCUGCAUUCAAAAGCUUGAGUCUGCCGGUAGCUGCUAGGAUUAUGUCCCGUGUCUGGUCCCAGGUCAAAUGUGCGUCUCUCGGCAAAGAUAGGGUGGAUGUUGCUAGUCGUGCUGGUUAGGGCUCGUGUGGCUCCAACGCCAGGUGGUCUUACAAGAAAUAAACCCUACAUAUAGUCCGUUGUACUCUAGAUAGUUGUAAGAGAUCGAGGCCUUGCUUCUGUGCUGUGCCUGGUGGCGACUCUGCUUCCUUCAAGGCAGUCAAAUCCGGAAUAAUCCAGCAGCGAGUGUCCCGUUGAAAAGCCAAGUGGCUCGAGAAAAUGGUCAAGCGUUUGCUUGUGGGUCGUUGGGCCAACCCUUGAACUCAAGGCAAGGUUAGAUUUGACUCUUAUAUGGUGCAACCUCCUAAGUAGUUAGUCGCUUGCAAAGGUCUUGACUCAAACAAUACCAUGAGUGCUUUCAAUGGACGCAUUAUCAGCUUGUCGGAUUAGCGAUGCGUUCAUGGGAUAGUAAACAUGCUCCGUGUUCAAUGUGGU
Klebsormidium nitens is the source of this 2414-nucleotide messenger RNA. The record is from the annotation of a GenBank genome assembly. NCBI's taxonomy places the organism in Eukaryota, Viridiplantae, Streptophyta, Klebsormidiophyceae, Klebsormidiales, Klebsormidiaceae.